CGUUUUUGUUCAUUUGUCUCCCAUGCCGUAUGAGCACCUGCCCAUUGCUAAAUUUUUGGCAUUCCUAGAAGAAGAUCGGAACCCUCCUUCGUCACACACUCUCAACCAAAAGGAUUUUGGAAAACAAGGACGCCCUUGAAAAUCGUGCAGUUAACCUACCUACCUACCCUCGCACGCACCCACAGUACCAAAUCGACAUUAUGACUCGGCUGUCUGCAUCCUUCAUUGCUGCUGCCGUUGUAGGUGCUCUGAUAGACGGGCUUGUGCCAUCUUCACUGGCCUUCGACACUGGCCCUCACAAUGAUAUUAUGCGGAAUGUGAUGGAACGAUUUGGUUACACUCCCGAAGCUCAAGCACUUGGUGCCAUAGGCAACUGGUUCACGGACGUUUACGCAUUUUCAUUUUCGUUCGGAAACCAUGUUCCGUUCCUACCGAAUCACAUUGCGGAUCUAGAGAUGCUCCAUUGCAAUAAUCUCUAUUCCAUCGUCUAUGGAGCAAAUUAUAUAGCGCAACACACUAUUAGCAGCCGGAAAGCAAUUCAAGAUGCAGUUCGAAGAAAUGAUACAUUAUCCUACCUUGCAUUACUAGGGACCACCGCUCACGCUUACCAGGACUUCUACGCCCACUCCAACUGGGCAGAACUUCAUUUGCGCAACGAUUGCGACUGUUACAAUGUCCACGACACGUUUUUUUCCGACAUUAUUGCCGCGAACGGGAGUGUUGAUGCUAUGAUCAAUAGUCGACCUCAGUUAUCCGGUUGGCAGACGUAUUCAUGGCAAGACCGCAAUUACCCAAACUUUAACAUCUUUGGUGGAAAUGUCGAACAUGGCGAGUAUUGUACAGGUACCAACAAAGAUAGUUAUGUCAGGCCGUACUUUGAGGAAACACAUGCCUAUGCAUUUAGCGCAACUGUGGAAUGGAUCUACAAUGUUGAACAAUGGGCCAAUGCGGUUGAUCCCAAUUUUGUCAAGACGGCAAGAGCCUGGGUGCCGCCCACCGAACAAGACCGGCAAGAUCUUUUCAAGAAUUUCGAACACGCCUUUGAAGUCUCUUAUUCCACCACGGCGUGGGUAUUCGGUGGAGAUGAUGGACACUGGAAAGGCUAUGGAUCAGGCUCUGUUCGAACCUUUGCCGCCAGCGUAACGAAUUUUGCAAAAACGAAUACGACAUAUACAAACCUUUAUCUGCGGAAAGAUCCCAAACCCGUUUGGUCCCUCGUCACAGAGACCCCGCCGUACGCCUUUCUCAACAACUCUUACGAUCCUUCUGGCGAAAUCAUUGGAAACGUUGCAUUAAUCCAAGAUGCCAUCCAAGGAUUCACACCCUUUCCUUCCAUCCCCGCUGAAUAUACAAAUAUGACCGUCGUCGUCGUUCGAACGCUAAUGUACAAUGUCUCGACUAGUUUAGGAAACAAAAACCCAUGGGCAUUAAUCGAAAUCGAUAAUUUCGCCAUCAGGGAGGCACCCAUGAUGGGACAACGGGUUGGCACACCCUACUGGACGGCCAUCAAAUACAUCCCUUCACCAGCCAUCAAUGCAGCAUCUCGAAACGUCAGUAUUAAAUACACUCUCAUCGGCGCCGGCGAUAGCUCAUCAGUAAACACUCGCAUCCCCAUCGCAAAUUCUCAAGACGGGACAUUAUACAUGACGUUCAAUUCAGCCGAUAACUCACUUGUUGGAACCGGGAUCUCCCCAGGAGUAUACAAUAGCACGCUGCAGACCCUCAAAUCCGCUCAACAGGACAGCAGCAUAGAGAUAUACGUUGAUACCCGCGGACUGACAUGUACGAAUUCAACUGGUCAAAAUGGACACUAUGUCACGUUUUGUGCCAAUACUGCCUUUGGGGAGCUAGGCACCGUUGAGGGGUGUCCUGGUAGUAAGUUCUCAAAGAAUAGUAAAAAUGGAGGAGUGACCAUUCGGGCGGGAAAGAGCUUGUGGAUUGUGUUGUGUGGUAUACUAGUCGCUGUACUGAUGUGAGGGAGGAUGCGUCCUUUUCAACCCUGUAAUUAUUUGUAUAAUGCUGUAGGUUCAAACUAGUCGCAAACAUGCUAAAAUUCGUUAAUAUGGUAUUAUGCAUCUGUUGCUGAUGCACCCAUGCA
This is a messenger RNA of Spizellomyces punctatus DAOM BR117, 2098 nucleotides long. RefSeq lists its product as uncharacterized. The transcript has a single exon. NCBI's taxonomy places the organism in Eukaryota, Fungi, Chytridiomycota, Chytridiomycetes, Spizellomycetales, Spizellomycetaceae. The record is from RefSeq and is a predicted model, not a curated record. Bases 201 to 1976 code for a protein of 591 amino acids.